AUAAAUAGGUCUGUCAAAGACGUUCUUCUACCACCACACCAUUUAGUCACCCUUCCAUUUCCUUAAAGCACACAAAUUCCAAAAACAGAGCACAUACAUUAGGAAGCACCGGAGAAAUAGAUACGUAGUACUAGGAAUCUAGGAUGUCCUCUUCCUUCUCACCGGAAUCUUCAUGGUCGGACUCCCAACCCCAAAACUCCGAGGUUUCUCUCCCUUUCAACCUUAACGACUCCGAAGAAAUGUUACUUUUCGGAGUCCUAGCAGAGCAGGCUUCAGCUGAUCAAGAAAACUUUGGGGCCGGUUCUCCGGGAAUUCCGACGGAGGCGCCGGAGCGGUCGUACCGCGGGGUUCGGCGGCGGCCGUGGGGGAAGUUCGCGGCGGAGAUAAGGGACUCAACCCAGAACGGGAUACGGGUCUGGCUGGGAACGUUCGACAGCGCAGAGGAGGCUGCUCUGGCGUAUGACCAGGCGGCUUUCGCAAUGCGUGGACCGGCGACGACGUUGAACUUUCCGGUGGAGAGAGUCCGGGAAUCUCUGGCGGAGUUGAGGUGUCAGAUGGAGGAGGGGGGCUCUCCUGUGGUGGCGCUCAAGAGGAAACACUCCAUGAGGAAGAGGAGGAAGGGCAGUAAAGCAGGGGAAGUCAAGGCUGAGAAUCUGGUGGUCUUUGAAGAUUUGGGGGCUGAUUAUUUGGAGCAACUUUUAGUUACAUCAUCUGAGAUUGUACCAUCUAAUCCAUGGUGAAUAUUAG
Molecule: messenger RNA, 747 nt
Organism: Cuscuta europaea
Lineage: Eukaryota; Viridiplantae; Streptophyta; Magnoliopsida; Solanales; Convolvulaceae
Source: the annotation of a GenBank genome assembly